AUGCCUACAAUUCUUGAAGCCCUCGCAGAAAAGUCUGUGGCACGGGAUUUCAACAACGCCAAUAGCAUCACUGGGCCAAACACGGACUGCAAGACCGAGAUUAGCGUUGAUGACUGGUGUCCUUGGGAGGACUUCACUUACGAAAACAUCAAAUGCAUCUUUAGGAAGGAGCUAGGUCGACGAUAUAAAGGCGACAAUGAACCGCAUCCACUUCCGUUCGAUUUAUGUGUUCUCAGAGAAGACACGACGCAGGACGCGCUAGGGCGAUUUCCAAUCCCUAUUGUCAAUUAUGCCCUGAAUUCCGGCGGUGGUACGGAGCAUUUGGGUCGUGGAAGUAGGUGUCAACCAGACGCUAUGUAUGCACCCGACUGGUCGGUGGUGUCAAAUUCUCACGUGUCUACUGAGGGGAUGCUGAAUAUACUUCCUGGAGAUACGAAAAUCAGCUCGAAAUGGUGGUCUGGCAUGCUCGACGAUGACGAUAACUUUGACGAGUGGAAGAAAGUCCUUGACCAAAUUGUUACCUAUCUGGCAUUAUGGUCUACUCGGUACGGCUUCAUUAUAACCAACACCGAAGUCGUCGUUCUACGAAUAAAUCGCCAUCGUCUACACGCUGGCAUAGCCGCCAAUCGAACCCGUCGUAUCCGUCGCUCUGACGCCACCAUUAUACCGAGCAGCGACCCUGUGAGUAUUGCUUCGAGCGAGGGUUUCCAAGACGUCAAUCCGUUACAUUGGGAUUUUGGGGUUGAGUAUAAAGCGAUCCCCUGGAACGAACAUGGCCCGGGAAAACUCACUGGGAAGCUCGCCCUGUGGGCUCUAGCAAGAAUGGCAUCGUACGGCGACCACAGCAUUGAGUACUCUUAUCCGGAUCUAGAUACAUGGCGCGCGCAGGAUACCGGCCAGGGCAUCAUCCACAACACAUCGGGCGAGAAAUUGGACAAGCCGACAAAACAUACCGAAAUUCAAGAGCGCAACCAUUUCCUUAAUGCCGCUACAGGUGCGGGACACGAUGAUGAGAUUAUCAACAACGAUGAUAGAGAUGCUAGCCGCCUCGAGCCACGAGAGAGCGAAGAUCCUGAGCCAGACGUACCGCAGUUUAGCAGGGCGGUCUCCACUGGACUGGAGCCCGGCAAGUUGCCGGAUAGUCAAGCUGCGGAGAGCCCUAAUACAUGGAUCAAGGUCGAGGUGAAAAAAAGGGGAAGGGAAUUUCAUUACAGAGACUACAAAGGCCAUGAUAAGUCAUCGGCCAAGAGUGACUGGCAAGCGGUGGAUGGGGGCUAUGUCUUACGCGGAAAGAGGCAUAUCUACUUUACGAAGAAGCUGCCAUAA
Molecule: messenger RNA, 1326 nt
Organism: Beauveria bassiana ARSEF 2860
Lineage: Eukaryota; Fungi; Ascomycota; Sordariomycetes; Hypocreales; Cordycipitaceae
Exons: 1
Coding region: 1-1326 (441 amino acids)
Source: RefSeq, a predicted model, not a curated record